AUGCAGCCGUGGGAAGGCGCGAUUUGUCCAUUCACACCCAGCGAUGACACCGUAGUCGAACAUUUGAUUAACUCGUACUCUCCUGCCCUCGAGCAUCCUGUGGUCGAACUGCAGAAGAUGCGCCCCCUCGCGCGCGGCGUGCUGUUCGCCGACCCGUCGUCACUCGUUCAGCGCGUCUCGCACGCAGCACGCUUUCAAUCGUCGAGCGCGUCCAGCAAAGAUGCGACGACCGCCACACUGAGUCCACGGUGGCUCUCCGACCUGAAGGCGCGCAUAGGCAAAUGCAUUAUGUUCGGCAUAGAUAACGAGCAAGUAAAGGAAGCAGGCCAGAUCUUGCACGAUGUCAAUUACAACUGGAAAGACCUGGUCGCAGGCACCUACGACAAAGGCAGCUCCGCACGCAUAACCACAGGAGUGAAGAAGCCAGGCUCUUUUCCUGCUGCACCAGUCGCUCCACUCCAGAAGUUCGCAGCUACAGGGCUCAUACACAGAAACGUCGCUGACUAUAGCACCACUCUAAAGCCGAUCAAGUAUCCGGACCGUGUCACGGUCCUGCAUAAGCUUCGUUCGAAGCCGAAGGCGGACACCGACCACUUUAUCCUAGACGUGCUCAUACUCUCCGAGCUGCAUCGGAGGGUUGCGGCGCGCUGUGUCGAAGACAUUGUCAUCUACGACUACAAAGCAGCGAAGAAGUCGUCAAUGAAGCCAUUCAUGGUCGAGAAGCUGCAGGAGACAUUCGAGCUCCAAGAGCGGGCCAAGGAAAAGUACGGGAAUAAGGCAUUGGAGCUCAUUCGACGGGUGCAGGCCCUUGAGAAGAGCUCCUGGGAUAGACCAGAUGCCAAGGAAGACUUUGGCAGCGCGAAUCCAUAA
Messenger RNA from Didymosphaeria variabile, 870 nucleotides. RefSeq lists its product as uncharacterized. Bases 1 to 870 code for a protein of 289 amino acids. NCBI's taxonomy places the organism in Eukaryota, Fungi, Ascomycota, Dothideomycetes, Pleosporales, Didymosphaeriaceae. The record is from RefSeq and is a predicted model, not a curated record. The transcript is spliced from 2 exons.